ACGAAACUCCCACCUCUAUUGCUGGCUACAAAAAUGUAAAAUUGACCAUGAACACGGACGAAAGGAACUUUAGAUCCAGCUACUACGAGAAAUGCCUGAUUAACAGCGUCGAGGAGAAGAAGUCGCUGAACAAACUGCUCCAGGAUGACAUCCGCAACCUGAACAAGUUGAAACAGUUCUGCAUGAACUACACGGUCCCCAACAUACAUAGGAGCUAUUUGUGGGCUCUGGUAAUGGGCAUUCUGCCGCUCCACAAGGCUUCCACGGCCUACAUACGCGACCAGAGGCGCGAAAUGUACGAGGAUCUGCUGCGGGCCGUGACUGUGCUCCGGUGUGCCGAACAAAAGGAUAAGGAGCUGGUCAUGCACACCAUGUGGCUCCUGGAGUCCAAUCGAUUGUGGCACGGCAACUCCAGUGCCAGUCUCCAGGCGGACGAUAUGCACUUCAUCGAGAUAGUGCGGACCCUGCGUCAGAUAUUCAACGACGACGUGGAGACCUACUGGAUUGCCAAAGGAUUCUACAAGUACACCCGCGAGCUGAAGAAGGAGUGCGUCAAGCUGAAGGAGCAGACGCAGAUUAUGCUUAAGCGGGAGGAUCAGACGUUGUUCAACCACCUGGAGGAAAUUGGCCUGUUUGAUGGAAACUCAACGCUGCUGGACAACUGGUACAUUACCUGCUUCGCCGGUGUCAUCUGUGAGACCGUUUUGGUCAAGAUCUGGGACAAAGUCUGUGGAGGCUCCCGCAAAAUUGUCGUAUUCCUGUUUGUGGAACUAGUCAAGGACAUUAAGUCCCUGAUACUCAAGCAGAAAACUCUGCCUGACUUCAAAAGACUGAUAGAAACGGUUAAGGAUCUCGACGGCGUCAUUGUGAACAAGGCCAUUAAAUCGCUGCAAAACAACAGCAGCGAAGUCGAGUACACGCACUAAACCACGUCCUUUCUGUCACCCACCGUCUGCAGUUCCAGUGUCACGGGGCACUGCAUCCAGUAGGAGAGCAGCUCCUCCGUGUAGCCAAUAAGGAAGUACAUUUUGCGUGGGGUGAUCGCCUGACGGAUGAGGGCCGCAAUUCUGAUGGUGUUGUGCUGCCGCUUGAUGAUGAUCUCGGAGCAGACGAGGGCGUGCCAGGUGCCGGUGACGAACUUGCGUAUAAACACAUCUUCGAUGGCAGUCUGCGACGGACGCAGGGCAUCCUUCAACGUGGCUAAAGAAAGGGCGCCAUGAAUAUGAAACCUUAAUAAAUUGUCUCUUACAACUUACA
Messenger RNA from Drosophila suzukii, 1257 nucleotides. It is a transcript of the gene TBC1d7, whose product is annotated as TBC1 domain family member 7. NCBI's taxonomy places the organism in Eukaryota, Metazoa, Arthropoda, Insecta, Diptera, Drosophilidae. Gene Ontology annotation, molecular function: GTPase activator activity. Gene Ontology annotation, biological process: activation of GTPase activity; negative regulation of TOR signaling. The record is from RefSeq and is a predicted model, not a curated record.